AUGGAGCUUCGGCAUGUGGUGCAUACUCUGGUGGCAAAUCAAACUUCAAUAAUGGCCAAGAGUGAGAGAAUGCAAGAACAGUACAAUGAGCUAAAAAGUUUGAUCAUAGCUUCUAGGGGGUCUGUUGAAAUGGGAGAGAUUCUAGAAAAGGAGCUUCCAAAUAAAGAUCCUUCUAAGGACUUGGAAAACAUGAAUGACGAAGAACAAGCAACUUCACUUUCAUAUACUACCAAGGCAUCCGAGGCAAUGGCUGCUCCAAGGCAUCCAGAUAAGGUGAAGGCAACCCAACUGGAAUCAAGGAUAACAGAAUCAGCACUACCAAGUCUUGCGCCUGUGCCAAAACUGAAGAAGACAAAGACAACUAAACAUAAGAAACCAGGAAUAUUUCAAACACCACUCCAAAAGGGGCCAAAGGACGAAUUAAAAGAUACCAUAAAGUGUGGCAUGGAAGUUAGUUUGACGUCACCAAACAGUGCAAGUGUGGUGGCAAUGGGAACCAUUCAGAAAACUGAUAGAAAAGCUAAAGCUAUUGAUGGUCAACCACUAGCUGAUUGUGUUGAAGUACUUGUCAACAUCGUGCUCAAAGAAACAACUGAGCUGCCUCGUGCACAAGGGAAAAUAAACAGGCUAGGAAAUGCCCAAGCUAGGUGUAUUCCAUGGCCACGCAAAAAUAUUAUGCAAACAGACCGUACUACCGUGCUGCAUUCUAAGGUUUCUAGUGUUUGUAGUCAGAUGUCUUUCAACAAUAGUGAGAAUGUGGAUCCCAACAAAACAACUACUGGAACUCAGGUGACCAACCAUCAGACUGGUUGCAGUACUUCAGAAGGUGCAGUGAGGAAUACACUGAAGAGAAAGAAAGUUUCUGAGACAACAAGAAUGAAAAAAGGUACUCAAGCAAUCUCUGCUACAACCGGAAACAACAUACUUAGGAAUUCGGGCAGGGAAACAUGAAAGAUGGUCAUAAGUGAGUUGUACAUGCCUUUUCCUGUAACACUUGUUCGUAUUGUUGUCACAACAGUAGGAAGUGACCUGUGUGUUUCUGAUUGAUACUUCGAUAUUGUUUCUGAAUUUGUGAAGAUGUUCUGAUGGUGAUGCUUUGCAUUAUUCGCGUGCACGAUGAUACUUCUAGCCGAUGCAAGCUUCUCAAUCUUUUUUUCUAUUGUAUGUGUGUUUUUACAGAGCUAGAUGCAAAUUAUUGAGCUUGCUGUAACAGUGGUUUUAUCAUAUUCUUAUUAUGCAUAUGUAAAGUUUGUGGCAUUCUUAUGUGCCCUGGAAACAUUUUGGAGGCAAUACAAAAGACGCCACAUAAUGGUUUUGAGGCAUUCUUUAGAAAUGCCACAAAAAUGUCUUGAAGGCAGUAUGAG
This is a messenger RNA of Triticum dicoccoides, 1364 nucleotides long. RefSeq lists its product as uncharacterized. NCBI's taxonomy places the organism in Eukaryota, Viridiplantae, Streptophyta, Magnoliopsida, Poales, Poaceae. The coding region runs from base 1 to 951 and encodes 316 amino acids. The transcript is spliced from 5 exons. The record is from RefSeq and is a predicted model, not a curated record.